This is a messenger RNA of Durusdinium trenchii, 2796 nucleotides long. Lineage: Eukaryota; Dinophyceae; Suessiales; Symbiodiniaceae. The record is from the annotation of a GenBank genome assembly.
AUGUCCGACUCUGGGAUCAUCAAAAAUUGGAGCUUUCGCAUGUCCGGUCUGGUCGCAAGACUCAUGGAGGCGGGUCUACAUCAUCUUUGUCUGAAGAACUUGCUCCACUUGCUGGAGCUCUUCGAGUUUUACUCCAAUUUGACAGCGGAGGGCCGGGAGGGGAAGAUGCUCACCUAUAUGCCACCACCAGUGUAUCUGCGCAUGGCCGUGACGAACUACGAGCAGCAUCCACUCUUUUACAUCCAGGUGACCGUUGAGCGGAACGGCAGUUUCGGGGAUGGUAGCUUCAUCCCAUCCUUGGAGCUCGCCAUCGAGUCCACCUUUGCGUGUGCCGAUACCAAGAGUCUGGACGUGAUCUUGCGGCGCAAGAAGUUCGCAGAGGUGGUACAGCACGUGGCGCAGCGAUGGACGUUGGACACUAAUAAGAUGGACCUGCUCCCCGAUGGUGCGGCACAUGGUGGAGCCCCUUCUGCCAACAAUCUGGCUGUGGCAAGAAACACUGCGCAUAUGGUAGCACAACUGGCCACAGGCUUCGGUGGGCUGCCAGAGGAGCUGCUCAGCAGUGAUGACGAGCCAAGCGUUGAUGAUCUGCUUAUGGCACCGACCACGCGUCGACAGGAUAUAAAGGUUCUCUUCCAGGACACUGCCGGAAAUCUGGAGGUGAAGCUGACCGCUCACCCCACGGAGUUCCGAGAGGUUCUAGGUGAGCACUUCCGGAAGGUAGUCGAAUUGACAGAGAAAUACACCACCAUCGAUGGAUCCCUUCAACAAGAUGGAGAGGUGAAGCAACAGUUCUUGGCUAGCUUAAGUUCGGUGCAGAAGCUGGACCUACAAGAAACUUACGAGGAAAGGAUCACCAGCUGUUUCUUCGACCCCUCAGAAGUGGUCUAUGAGGUUCGCCAAUACCAUGCACUGCUCCAACGCUUCAGCCACCAAGAAGAGCAGCUGAAGAAGAUGCUCAACAUGCAACUGGCCGAGGUCGCCGGUGGGGCCGAAACUCCCGAAGGGGAAGAAGACCCAGAAGAGGCAAAAAGCCAAUCUGCGCAUAGCUCCUUCUCGGAAGAGAGGUUUGCUUCUGGGAUCACUGCGUCCAUCGAUGAACUCCGGGAACACUUAGAUCGCAUCGAUGGCUGGGCCAAGGAGCUCAACGAAACGGAGGAUUUGCCAGAACGCCACCUAGGGCUUUUUGUGGUCGACGUCACUCCCUUGCGCAAGGCUCUGCUGGCCAUGUGUGCCUGCUGUCGCCUUAGGCUUAUGGGCGUGGUUCAACGAUGGCUGGAAGAUGCCUGUGCCAAGCUGAAGCACUCCCUACAGGUGAAGAGUGGUGAAAUCAUCAUGUCGCCCAAGCACCCGGACGAGCUCCACAGCACCAUCCAGGCGAUGAAGAGUUUGGACCCCUUCUUGGUGGAAACCGCGCCGGUCCUCGCUUCGAUUCGGCAGAUGUUCGAGGUCUUGGAGAGCCGCUAUCACCAGGUGCCUCGUGCCUUGCUCAAGCGUUGGUACGAAUGCAUCCACGCGGUUCCUGACCUUCGGGAUCGUGCCGAGAAGUGGCAGAACAUCUUCCGGAAGGACCUCCGUGGCAAGUUCAACAUCCGCAUCGCGGAGAAAGCCAAGAUACUGUCGGCCCAAGUUCAAGAAUGCCGCUUGGUACUGGAGGAAUAUGCAUGCAAGGUCUCCUUGACCAAAGCCGAGUUCUACUACAACAAGAUGCACAAGUUGCAGGACCGAGUGGCAAAACUGCAAGAGCAGGUGCAGAAACAGCAUGUUCACGAAGAGAUGAUGGAGAUGCCAUUGUCGGAGUUCCCAGGUUUGGCCGCCACCGCCGAGCAGAUUGCACCUUUGUUGGACCUUUGGUUUUUGGCCCACGACUGGAGCCAGUGGCAAGAAGAGAUUCUUUUUGGCGAGUUCUCCAAAAUCGAUCCCAACGGAGUGAAGCAGAAGCUGCAGAGCUGCACUGAGACGAUGAAGCGCCUCGAGGAGGUGUUUGCCACCCAGCCGCGGCCGCGGCAGGUCCUACAUUCGCUCUCCUUGGAACUCACCGAACUGAGAGUUCUUCUGCCGGUCAUCGUCUCCCUACUGAACCCGGGUCUCAGAGAGCGCCAUUGGACUCUGAUCGGGGAGGCCAUCGAUCAAAACAUCCAGGCCCAUCAGAUGAAGGACAUUCGACUUUCGGAGAUGAAUGAGCGCUUUCCCUUCGUCGCCCACCUCUCAAAGAUCCAGGCCAUCUCGGAGACAGCUUCAAAAGAGAUGUUGAUCGAAGAGGAGUUGCAAAGGAUGCAAGAGCAAUGGGCCAAGUUGACCUUCGAGUUCAAACCGACAGGUGUCUUUGGGGAAGGCGAUGAGCAGAUCGAGGAGGAGUCCUCCAUCUCAGUGGCUGAGUUGCACCAUGCCGAGGCAUGGGAGCUCAUCACGGAGCAAAUCGCCAAGGUGAGAGCCUUAGGCCGUCGCCCCAAUGCUGCAGUGCACGAGAAGGACUUGGUAGCUCACGAUGCGAAGCUUAAGGCCAUUGGAGACCUUUGCGAUCGUCUCUAUGAGGCUCAGUAUGGCUACGUGGUGGCUCGAGAGCACAUGCUUCAGGAAGGCUUAGUGAAGGAGCUAAUGCAACGCGACACUGAGAUGAACAAGGAGUGGAGACGAUUCUUCGAAGUGGAAAAGCAAUGGCAGAACAUCAUGGCCCACCUGAGAUCCUCCAACACCUGGCUGGCGCUGUUGGAAGUGCCGAAGAUCUCCACGUUCUGCAGAGAGGCUGAGACCGGGACAAGCACGGGUGCUCGGGUGCGUCUGGGUACCCGUUAA